GUGAUACCAAAGCAGAAGUUUUUAUUCGGAUAAACUGGGAACUGACUGCUACUAAUUUCUAUGAAACAAUGAGCAAGAAAGACUCCAAGGAUUCUCAUGCCAGAGUGUGCCUUAGUCGACUUACUAGAAUUUUGGAGAUCACCAUGCUUGAAGAAUUACAACAACUUGAACACACGGGGGAUGUCGCGAGAAAUCUGGAGAUCGAAAGUAAUUCGGAACCUGCACAGAAAAGUUUUUUCUACAAAUCAUCGGAAAAGAUAAACAAGAUCAUCAGCAGAAGAGGGAGUCAUAAAAUAUUUGGCCAUUCACUAACAGAGGAAGCUGUUCUCAGAAUCUCAACUCUUAUAAAUUACUUAAAGUCAUAUGUGGACAAGGAGGGGUUGUUUAGAGUUUCUGGCAACAAGAAAAGACAAGAGGAACUAAAAGAAAUACUUGACAAAGAAGACCCAGUUAACUUUGAAAAUGGAAGAUUCACUCCACAUGAUGUAGCAUCUGUUCUUAAAAUCUUCCUUGGAGAUCUCCCAGAACCUCUUCUGACAAAUGCUCCUUUGGAUGCUUACUUACAAAUCACAGAGAUCCGUAAUGAUGAAUCCAGUGCUAAGAUGAUUGAAGCAUUCCAGCUUCUCUUCUUGUUGGUGCCACCUCCAAAUAGAAUGCUGUUACAGCAGUUAUUGGAACUCCUUAAUCUUACCUCUAAGAAUCCUUACAAUAAAAUGACAGCCCACAACCUUGCUGUGGUUUUUUCACCCAACAUUAUGGGCUUCAAAGAGAAAGUGACAUGCUUGAGUCACAUUCCAGAAGACAUGACAGUUAUGCACAAGUUGGUUGCCUCCAUGAUUCAUCAUGCUUCUGAACUUUUCAAGAUUCCCAAAGGUCUGUUGGAGGAGAUUGAAGCAGCAGAGGAGUGUUUUAAAAAGGAGGAACUGCCAGUUACUCGCACAUUUUGUCAGCAAAUGGACCGAUCAUCUCAUAAACAAGCUGUCCAACAAACUACAACAGAUGCUUUGGUGCAACUCUACAAUCAUGUCAUUGACCUUCCUGAUGGACCUGUUAGGCAGAAGUUCUUACAAAGG
This is a messenger RNA of Pocillopora verrucosa, 1073 nucleotides long. The record is from RefSeq and is a predicted model, not a curated record. Lineage: Eukaryota; Metazoa; Cnidaria; Anthozoa; Scleractinia; Pocilloporidae.